AUGCACGUUGCUGUGGCUAGCCCUCGCAACACCGACAGCAACGAACACAUACAUGCAUCUAAGGAUGCCGAGGACAACAAAAUCACUACGGUCAAGCCGGCGUCAAAGGACAAGCCAGCGUCAAAGGACGAGCCACCUGUCAAAGCGAGGAAGCCUCUGUCGUCCGCGACGAACACGGUUGCGCACGACGCGUCUGGCCACACUGUACGCCCGCAGCCACGCAAGGCACGGAAGACCGGGAAAACAGACAACGUCGAGGCCACAGGCACUAAGGAAGGCUCGCUCUCGGCGCGGCAUACAACUGGAGUAGAGAGCCUCCCAUCAGAGAUUCUCUGCGAGAUCUUCGGGCUGGCUAUCGCCGACGCCUCGGCGACGUGGGCGUCAAGCUGA
Molecule: messenger RNA, 390 nt
Organism: Gloeophyllum trabeum ATCC 11539
Lineage: Eukaryota; Fungi; Basidiomycota; Agaricomycetes; Gloeophyllales; Gloeophyllaceae
Exons: 1
Coding region: 1-390 (129 amino acids)
Source: RefSeq, a predicted model, not a curated record